Messenger RNA from Oncorhynchus nerka (sockeye salmon), 3139 nucleotides. RefSeq names its product tudor and KH domain containing (gene tdrkh). NCBI's taxonomy places the organism in Eukaryota, Metazoa, Chordata, Actinopteri, Salmoniformes, Salmonidae. The transcript is spliced from 11 exons. Gene Ontology annotation, cellular component: P granule. The record is from RefSeq and is a predicted model, not a curated record. The coding region runs from base 629 to 3034 and encodes 801 amino acids. Gene Ontology annotation, molecular function: RNA binding. Gene Ontology annotation, biological process: P granule organization; spermatogenesis; piRNA processing.
AUGGUGUUCAACAUGUCUGUAAAGAAACUGCUGUGUCUAGGUUUAGAGGCUAGGGGGCAGUAUUUUCACUUUUGGAUGAAAGGCAUGCCCAGAGUAAACGGCCUCCUGCUCUUUCCCAGAUGGGAAUAUAUGCAUAGUAUUAUUACUGGUGGAUAGAAAACACUAUGAAUGUUCUAAAACUGUUUGAAUUAUGUCUGAGUAUAACAUAACUCAUAUGGCAGACAACCUGAGAAGAAAUCCAAACAGGAAGUGAGAACUAAUAUAGAAAACAGUGCCAUUGGAUGUCCAUAUUAGAAAUGGAUGAGCAUGCACUUCCUAGGGCUUCCACAAGAUGUCACUGUCUAGAUUCUGGUUGUAUGAUUCUCCUAUGAAGGAGGGGCUCAUAAUAGCUCUUUUGGUGGGUGGUCUGGUAGAAAGCCUCGGUCUCGUGCGCGGUCAGGAGUGUACUUGCGUUCCAAUGCUUUUCAUCAGUGAUUAAUGUUUAAAACAUCCUAAAUAUGGAUUGCAUACAUCAUUUGACUUGUUUCUACGACCUGUAAUGGAACUUUUUGAGUUUUUGUCUGGAGGAAUUGUUCGUGCUUUUUGAGGAUUGAAUGCUGGGCUGAACAAGCUAACAACAAGUGGCUAAAUGGUGGGCUUUAUAGAACUUUAUGGAACAAAUCAGUCAUUUAUUGUCGAACUGGGAUUCCUGGAACUGCCUUCUGAUGAAGAUAUUCAUGGUCGUGGAGGGGAGUCUCUGAAGCUCAUCACCAGGACAACAGGAGCAAGAGUCCUAUGUCCCAGGGAGAGGGGGCGGGGCCUAGAGAAGGGCAUGGUGUCUGUCACAGGGACGAGACUGGAGGUCAGACGGGCCAAGGAGCUCAUCCUAGAGAAGGUAUUUGAGGAUGAGGCUGUAAGGAGGAGGAUUACCCAGUCCUCGGCCCUGCGCCAGAAACGAAGACCCUUUGAGCCCCAGGGUCAAAGGUCUGAGGAACUGAAGCUGGAGGAGGCUCCACAGUCUCUCUGGAUGGAGGAAGGGGGGCUGGUCCAUGCUAACGGUGUCCAGACCGCAGUGAGAGACCUUGCCCAGGAUAGAGGAGAGACCGUACAGCUGGCUACAGAGGCACGAGAUGAGGACGAUCUUCUGUCGCCUGACUCCCUAUCAGAUGUUUCUAAAUUUGAAAUUCCCAGCCCAGACCUGAGCUUCCAGCCAGAUGAGCACCUGGAGGUGUAUGUAUCGGCGUCAGAGAACCCCCACCACUUCUGGAUCCAGAUCCUGGGGGUCCGCUCCCUCCAGCUGGACAAACUUACUGCCGAGAUGAGCCGCUUCUACAGCAACGGCACCCUGCAGGAGCAGCGAGUGGAGACCAUCGUGGUGGGGGACAUCGUGGCAGCUCCGUACCGGGACUACGGCACCUGGAACAGGGCGAGGGUCCUGGGGGUGAUGGGCUCUGGCCUGGUGGACCUCUACUAUGUCGACUUCGGAGACAAUGGAGAACUACCCAGGGAUAGUCUGCGGAGUAUGAGAAGUGACUUUCUCAGCCUACCAUUCCAGGCCAUCGAGUGCAGCCUAGCUGGAGUCAACCCUACAGGUGAGGUGUGGAGCGACCAAGCCCUGGAUGACUUUGAGCGCCUGACGUAUGUUGCGGAGUGGAGACCCCUGCUGGCCAAACUGUGCAGCUACACCCACUCUGAGGUCUCCUCUUGGCCAAGUGUACAGCUCUACGACAACACCGAGGGCAAGGCUGUAGAUCUAGGAGAGGAGAUGGUGAGUCUGGGCCAUGCUGUACCUAGCCAGGAUAAUGGGAACGGGGGUGGCGACAGGGACGACCCUGGAACACUACAGAGGAUGCUGGAUGAUGUGACUGGAGCCACGUCGGAGCUAAGCCUGUCCUGCAUCAGCUUAUCAGUUACAGGCCAUCAGAAUGAGGAGUGGGUGUUAAAGCUGGCCACACCGUCAUUCUCAGGCUCUCUGAGCCCUCUGGAGCUACAGCGUGCUGAUGUUGACAGCCCCUCUGGGUUUGGCUUUGGGCUGACCCACUCUACCCCGGCCCAGCAAGCCCUGGUGGACCUGGUUUCCCACAUCUUGGAGUCCCCCAGCCCCUCUGAACACCCCCUCUCCCCAGACCACCAGGUCCCGGACGAGCGCUGUUACACACUCAACCGAACCACCAACCUCUACAGCUUCUCAGUGCCCCAGCUGCAACUCACACACACACUUCCUCUGUCCUCCUGUACCUCUUCGUCUACUUCCUCGUCGCCUCUGGAGGUCGUGACCUCUGUGUUGGGUUCGGUCAUGCUGAGUGACAACGUCUUCCUGGAGGGCUCCAGUUAUGACGGGGAUGAGGAAUGUGGCGUAACCUCGUCUUCCGGAGAAGUGGAGACAACUGGGGGAAACUCAACUUGGUGGUCGACUAGAGGUGACAGUCUGGAGGAGGAAGUGGACGAGGAGCAGAACAGUGAGGGGGCCAUCGACAUCGGUUCCACUCCUACCUUCCCCACACAGAGGCACUUGUGGCUGGAAGAGGGCAGGCAUGGGGGUGGUGAAGAUAGCACUGAAAGUCCUAGUGUGGUUGUAGUUGGCAGCAGCAGUAGUAGUUUCAGUAGCAGUGGGAGUGAUAUUAUCUAUAUGGGGUCAGUGGCGCCUGCUUGGGAGAAGGGUCAGGCUGUGUCCUGCCCUAAUGUUGAUGGUGGCAACCCACAGAGGAAGAGGAAAGCAACAAGAUUACCGUUCCACCUCUCUGAGGCAAUGGACAUGAAUGCCCUGGAAAGCCAAGAUGGAAUGGAUGAGAAGACUGAGGAACAGAGAAACCGACUGGACGAACACGAGAGGGAGGAAGUGAAGAGUCCACUUGGGAAGGAGGCAGGAUCUGAACACAGGAACGAACCUUCAGCGGGAUUUCAUUCACCAGAGGAGGUUGGGACGGAGAGUGGAAGAUUGGGUAUUGCAGAGCGGCCACCGCAUCAGAGUGGUCUGCAAACCUCCGAGCAACUCAACAAGGAGCCCAAUUGCACUGAAGCAAAUGACAGGAGAGCGAGCCCUCAGGAAUUAUGACCUAUGAAGGAGUCUAUCCCAAACAGAGAAGUGGCCUCAAUCUCAGGAAGCGUUGAUGAUGUUCUAGAGGACGAGUUCGUCUGAGACCAAAGACAGACUUGUCAA